Messenger RNA from Nicotiana tabacum (common tobacco), 784 nucleotides. RefSeq lists its product as uncharacterized. Lineage: Eukaryota; Viridiplantae; Streptophyta; Magnoliopsida; Solanales; Solanaceae. The record is from RefSeq and is a predicted model, not a curated record.
AGAGAAAAUAAAUAAGAUAAGAUCGCGAGAAUGAAUAGAGGGUGGGUGGUUUUUAUGUUCGUGAUGGCUGCAAUAGCACUUUGCAGCCAUCAUACAGUGGUGGCGGAAGAUCUCGCCACCUAUUCGCUGUCACGUGCUAGCCUGCCUAGUUGUAGUAACAGCGAUAAAUCGAAAAUAAAGAAGUGUAUGACAACUACAGCCUCUAUAGAUAAAUGUUGUACAUUAUUUAAGAGGACAAUUGGCACUAAUUGUAAGUGUUAUCGUUAUGCCAAAGAUUUGGAUAAUCAAGCUUUAAUUACUCUUCAGGCUUAUUGUGAUGUCAAUAAUCCAUGUAAGAGUGUCCAAAGAGUGGCAGCAGAGGCGGUCGCCACCAUUGCUGCCACCGCCCGCCUGCGCCCUCGGCCACAGCCAAAAUGCAGUGCUAGUGAUGAAGCAAAGGUUAAAAAAUGCAUGACAAACACAACCUCCAUAGAUGCAUGUUGCCCAACAUUCCAAAGCAUAUUGGGCAAGAGUUGCCCUUGUUAUGCUUAUGCCAUGUUAUUAGACAAUCAAGCUUUGAUUACUCUUCAGGCUUAUUGUGAUGUUAGCAAUCCUUGUAAAAAAGUGCAAGUGAUAUGAUAGAGCUAGCCAGGAUGGAGAUGGAAAAAAUUAAAUAAUAAUGAACGUUUAAUUCCUAAUGAUGAACUACUCCUAUUUGUUUACCUCUGUUGCAACUGAUCUGUUUUAUCUUCGUACUGUUUUAUAUUUAAGACUUUGAGCAAUAACUUAGCAUCCUUUUGCAUUA